Messenger RNA from Python bivittatus (Burmese python), 3152 nucleotides. RefSeq names its product transforming growth factor beta induced (gene TGFBI). Lineage: Eukaryota; Metazoa; Chordata; Lepidosauria; Squamata; Pythonidae. The record is from RefSeq and is a predicted model, not a curated record. Gene Ontology annotation, molecular function: cell adhesion molecule binding. Gene Ontology annotation, biological process: extracellular matrix organization; cell adhesion. Gene Ontology annotation, cellular component: extracellular matrix.
GCGGACUCAGCCGCCGAUCGCUCCACUUCGUGUCGCUCACCCACGCACUCACUCACCGACCCACCCACCCACGCACCCGUCUUUCGCGAUGCGCACCGGACUGCUUUUCUCUUUGGCUCUGGCUCUGUGGGUCAACGCCUGGGCGGCCAGCCACCCUUACCAACAGAUCUUGCAGCACAGCCGAAUCCGGGGCAGACACCAAGGUCCCAAUGUUUGUGCUGUGCUGAAACUCAUUGGAACCAACAAGAAAUACUUGCCAAGUUGCAGAAUGUGGUACCAGAAGAAAAUAUGUGGAAAAUCAACAGUGAUUGCUUAUGAAUGUUGUCCUGGAUAUGAAGAAGUUCCUGGAGAAAAAGGCUGCCCGGCUGCUUUGCCACUUGUCAAUCUUCAUGAGACACUUGGAGUUGUUGGAGCCACCACCACUCAGCUCUAUUCUGCCAGCUCUAACCUGAGUGCUGAAAUCACAGGGCCUGGCAGCUAUACCAUGUUUGCCCCCACCAAUGAGGCCUGGGCAUCGUUGCCUGCUGAAAUGUUGGAUUCAUUGGUGAGCAAUGUCAAUAUUGAGCUGUUAAAUGCUCUGCGGUAUCACAUGGUAAAUAGACGAAUCCUAACAGAUGAGCUAAAACAUGGGCUUUCUCUCCCUUCAAUGUACCAGAAUAUUGAUAUCCAGAUUCAUCAUUACCCAAAUGGAAUUGUGACUGUGAACUGUGCUAGAUUGCUGAAGGCUGACCAUCAUGCUACCAAUGGAGUAGUCCAUCUGAUAGACAAAGUCAUUUCUACAACAUCAAACAGCAUCCUGCAAGUUGUAGAGAUUGAAGAAAGUCUCGAAACUCUUAGGGCUGCUGUGGCAGCUGCUGGUCUAAACAAUCUUUUAGAAGAUGAAGGUCAGUUUACAUUAUUAGCACCAACCAAUGAAGCUUUUGAGAAGAUUCCUAAAGAAACGCUUAACAGGAUCCUGGGAGACCCGGAAGCUCUGAAAGCACUGCUGAACAACCACAUCUUAAAAACAGCUAUGUGUGCUGAAGCUAUUAUUGCCGGUUUAUCCAUGGAAACCCUGGAGGGUAAUAUGUUGGAAGUAAGCUGUUCUGGUAAUCAGCUGACUCUCAAUGGAAAACCCAUCAUUGCUGACAAGGAUAUAAUGGCAACCAAUGGAGUGAUACACUUGGUCAAUGAACUUCUCAUCCCAGACUCUGCUAAAACACUGCUGGAGUUGGGUAAGGAAUCCGAUGUUUCAACAUCUAUUGACCUUUUUAGACAAGUUGGUCUUGGUUCACAUCUUACUGGAAAUGAGCGUUUGACAGUCCUGGCUCCCAUCAAUUCUUUCUACAAAGAUCAUAGUCCUUCGGUAAAUAGAAAUUUGCUCCAAGAUCAUAUAAUUAAAGAGCAGCUUUCUUCUAAAUAUCUUUUCCAUGGACAGAAGCUAGAAACUCUGGGUGGCAAAGAACUGAGAGUAUUUGUGUACCGCAAUAAUCUCUGCAUAGAAAAUGCUUGUAUUGCUGCCCAUGACAAGAGAGGAAGAUUUGGCACUUUGUUUGCGAUGGAUAAGAUGCUAAUUCCCCCCGUAGGAACUGUUAUGGAUGUGCUCAAAGCAGACAAUCGCUUCAGUACCCUAGUGGCUGCCAUCCAAUCUGCAGGCCUAACUGAAACACUGAAUAGGCCAAGAUCCUUCACAGUGUUUGCACCGACAAAUGAAGCUUUCCAAGCCAUGCCUCAAAGGGAGCUGAACAAACUUAUGGGUAAUGCAAAAGAACUUGCCAACAUCCUGAAGUACCACAUUGGGGAUGAAAUUUUAGUGAGUGGAGCAGUCGGUGCUGUUGUAAGAAUCAAGUCUCUGCAGGGUGAUAAAUUGGAAGUCAGCUCUAAAAACCGCAUAAUAAAUGUCAACAAGGAGCCUGUUGCCGAAGCUGAUAUUAUGGCUACCAAUGGUGUGAUUUAUGCAGUGAAUACUAUCUUAAAACCCCCAGCUGCUAAAACUAAUGAAAGAAGUGAUGAACCUGCAGAUCAUUCUCCGGAAAUCUUCAGGCAUGCCUCUGCAUUAUCCAAGGUUUCGCUAAGGGAUGCUCGGCUUGCUCCUGUGUAUUCCAGAUUGUUAGCCAGGAUGAAGCAGUAAAGUGACAGCUAAUCUACAUGUCAAGCACAAUCAAGAAUUCAGCUAAUUUUUACUGCUGAACGCAAGGCCUAAAUUAAAACAGAACCAAACACCACCAUGUAGGUGGAAUUAUCUUUACACAAAAAUGAUCUUCUUUUCAAAUUGAAAUAAAGGAAAGAAAAUGAAAGCCACACACACACACGCACACCCCAGAUACACUCAUCAUUUAAUAAGAUUAAUUUGUCCUCAAUGGUAGCUGAUAAUUUAGGGAAUAUCUAUUCCAAAAUGAUUUAGGCCAGAUGAGCUUAAGCAAAGAAUGCUUUUACUGGAUAGUCACAUAAAUGUAUAUCUCUCAGGUUAGCACUUCCAAAAGAAACCACCUGGUAUUUGUAGGUGCUAUCAGAAAUAGAACAAGGUAUCAUAUGCUCGGCCCAUCCAUUAAACUGUUUUGCCCAAUGCCUUAUACUUCACUGGGCAAAAGCUGUUUCAAUUCUCAAAGGAACAGCUUUUCCAUGUCUUCUGAUGGAACUUGUUAGCUAGUGACUGUGCCUUGGAUCUUAUGUACAUAACCCUGCUCUGUUCCACUGAAUAGGUUUCUCCCAUAAAUUAUUUUUUCCAGAGGUUUCUAUGACAUAUUUGGGCUUUAGCUGCAGAAAAUGAAGAAAUUGAGCACUCUAGUCUAAAUAAUUCUCAGGUUGGCUUCCAUUUUGUUUUUCUAUAUUCUGUCUAUAGACCAAAGUGCAAUCACUUAAACUAUACUUUCUCAUUCACUUCUAAAACAAUUGGUGGAACUCAAGAGUCUAAACUAUAUUUAUGUUCUCAAAGCCAAUGAGAUUAAUAGUCAAUUUUUUUGUAAGGUGCUAACAAUAGGAUUUUGUUUCUACAUAGUUUUGUCAAGGAAUAUUUUUGGCUAGAGUCAGAGAACCAUCUAACAUUCAUGUACAUAUAUACUGGCAGAAUCAUUAGCUUCUACUUAUGUAUUAGGAAUCUUUAAAUUGUAAUGCUCUUUUUAAAAUUGCACUCUUUUUAAAAAAAAUACUGUAGAAUAAAUUUCCAGGUUUAA